AUGACACAACUCAUCUGGCUCGUCACAGCGACCACCUCCGGGCUUGGAGCUGCCCUCGUCGAGCAACUGGUCGCAAGAGGCGACAAGGUGAUUGCCACAGGUCGGAACGCAGAAACACGGCUCGAGCAUUUGAAGUCGGAAAAUGUAGCCGUCAUCAACCUUGACGUCACUGCACCUCGGUCUGAAAUCAACGCUCGAGUGAAACAGGCCUGGGAAGUUUGGGGGCGUAUCGACGUCCUGAUGAACAAUGCCGGUAUUUCGGCACCAAAGAGCUUUGAGGAAGCUGAUGAUGAUUUCGUUGACAACAUCUUCAACGUCAACCUCUUCGGCACUUUGCGCAUCACACAGGCAAUCCUGCCCUAUUUCCGAGCCCAGAGAAGCGGCACUAUUGCAUUUACUGGUGCUGGUGUAGGGUGGGGAGCCAUUCCCUUCCUCUCGCACUACGCCGCCUCAAAAGCUGCUCUUGACAUUUUCGUUGAGGGACUUGCAACCGAGGUCCAGCCAUUCAACAUCCGCUGCGUCAUCUUUGAGCCCGGUGGUUUUGUAUCGCAGCUUGGGAUGCCUCGCGAGGGGUCUAAUGAUGGGUUCGGAAAAUACAAACCAGCGAUAGCGGACUACAAUCCUCUGUUUGACGAUAUGAUGAACGUCUUCGCCACAGACAUUGGGCCGAACAUGCCCGGGGACGUCGACAAAUUGGCGGAGCGUGUCGUGGAUUGCGUACAGCGCAAAGGGCUUUUUGCUGAGCAACCAUGGGAGGUACGAGUUAUCCUCGGGAGCGAUUCACUAGCUGUGAUUCGGCAAAAGUGCAAAGAACAGUGCAAACUUGCAGAUGACGGGGAGGCUGUAAGUCUUAGCACAGACCGGGAUGGUCAUAGCCACGUCCCUAGCCAAGGGAUGUUACGGUUCACAUCAAUACUGGAGCCGGAGGUCUAG
Ilyonectria robusta is the source of this 933-nucleotide messenger RNA. RefSeq lists its product as uncharacterized. Gene Ontology annotation, molecular function: oxidoreductase activity. The transcript has 2 exons. NCBI's taxonomy places the organism in Eukaryota, Fungi, Ascomycota, Sordariomycetes, Hypocreales, Nectriaceae. The record is from RefSeq and is a predicted model, not a curated record. The coding region runs from base 1 to 933 and encodes 310 amino acids.